Molecule: messenger RNA, 324 nt
Organism: Clunio marinus
Lineage: Eukaryota; Metazoa; Arthropoda; Insecta; Diptera; Chironomidae
Source: the annotation of a GenBank genome assembly
AUGGAAGAAGGAAGAUGCGGCGAUGGAAAUUCUUUUGUUGACACAUUUCUCAUUUCUGUCCCCAUUUUGAAUUCUGUUCGUGAUAUUAAAGAUAAACUACAGUACAUCAUCAUAAAUAAAUCUACAGUACAUCUCAUUGAUAGAUCGUUAAACUGUUUUGCGACAAAUACAAAAUAUAAGCAAAACCAGAAAGCAGAAGAAGCCGUUAAGCAACAUUCCACUGGAACAUGUUGGAGACGUUACGAAGUUAGAGAUAAAAGCAGACAAAACAAGAAAGUUCAAAUAGACAAACAGAGAGUUUUUCAGGCACUUGAUGUUGCUUAA